ACACUGGAUAAUGGUUUCAUCUUUAUCCCUGCAUAUUUCUUAUAGGACCAAAAGAUGCUUUCAAUAUGUCCUUUGGCUUGACCUUGGUUGCCCAGAAUGAUCAGGUCCUGGUCUGUGGCCCCACGGUGCACCGGGCCUGUGGGAAAAAUAUGUAUGUAAAUGGCUACUGCUUUCUGUUGGACCAAAAUCUUCAAGAAAAGGAACAUUUUCCAAAAUCAUUGCAAGAGUGCACCCACCAUGCAACUGACAUUGCCUUCCUAAUUGAUGGCUCUUCCAGCAUCAUGAAAGAAGACUUUGAAAAGAUGAAGCAAUUUGUUUCUGAGGUCAUCAAGAAUCUCUCUGGCAGAGAUACAUUGUUUGCUCUCAUGCAGUUUUCAGGGAACUUCAGGGAACAUUUUAAUUUCAAAAGUCAAGACCCCACACACCUUGUAAUGGAAGUGGAGCAACUGCAUGGAUGGACCAAAACAGCCACAGCCAUCCGCAAAGUUGUGAGGGAACUGUUUAUCGCAGAAAAAGGAUCCCGGAAUAAGGCUAGAAAGAUCCUUAUUGUGAUAACCGAUGGAAGCAAGCUGAAUGAUGCUGCUGAAUAUUGGGAGGUGAUACCAGAGGCUGAACAAGCUGGGAUCAUCCGUUAUGCCAUCGGGGUUGGCCAGGCAUUUUCAACAAUCAAAGUCCAGCAGGAACUGAAAGACAUCGCUUCUGAGCCAGACGAUGAGCACGUUUUCAAAGUCAAUAAUUUUAAUGCUUUGAAAAACAUCCAGGACCAGUUACAGAACAAAAUCUUUGCAAUUGAAGGCACCCAGUUCCAGAGUAGCAGUUUCUUCCAGAUGGAGAUGUCCCAGGAAGGUUUGAGUGCCCUGCUGACUCCGCAAGGCCCUGUCAUUGGAGCUGUGGGAGCCUACGAUUGGUCUGGAGGAUUACUUCUAUAUCAAGCCAGCAACCGAGACCCAGAAUUUGUUAAUAUCUCCAGCACCCUCAAAGAUAUGAAUAAUUCCUAUCUUGGAUAUUCUUCUCAGCCUGUCCGGUUCCAUGGGAAGAAUGGUCUGGUUGUGGGAGCUCCUCGCUAUGAUCACAUCGGCAAAGUUGUCUACUUUGAGAAUGAAGCCCUGAGUAGGAAAUGGAGGGUGAAGAUGGAGGCAGUAGGAGAACAGGUUGGUUCUUACUUUGGAGCCACUCUGUGCUCAGUGGACCUCAAUCAAGACACAAGCACAGAUUUAGUUCUGGUUGGAGCUCCCAUGUAUUAUGAUGGCACUGCAGGAGGAAGGGUCCACAUCUGUCUUUUUAAGAAUGAAGCAUUUUCCUGUACAGACAGCAACGCAGCUUUAAAAGGAGAGCCAGGACAUUUGUUUAGUCACUUUGGGGCCAGCAUUGCAGAAGUGGGUGACAUCACUGGGGAUAAAUGGACAGAUGUAGCCAUUGGUGCUCCGUUGGAAGAUGAGAACGCAGGAGCCGUGUACAUCUUUUCAGGGAAAAGGGCAUCCAUCAAGCGCAGUUAUGUUCAGCGCAUUGAGGGACUGAAGUUUUCUGGAAGGUUUUCUUAUUUUGGCCAAGCUAUCAGUGGAGGAAGAGAUCUUACAGGGGAUGGUCUGAAGGACAUCACUGUGGGACAACAAGGAAGAGUUUUGUUGUUGAGGUCUCGUCCUGUUCUACAAGUGAAGGUCUCCAUUGUGUUCCACCCACCUUCCAUCCCAACCUCAGUCUUCCAGUGGCAGAAGCCAACAUCUCAGGAGAACGUGACCAGCAUGGCAGAAGUGUGUUUUGCCGUUUCAAAAGUCACUCAAGAUUUUCUAGGAGAUGAAAUCCGCAGUGAGCUUUCCUACAACCUGACUCUGGAUUCUCAUAGAAUAAAGACCCGAGCCUCCUUCACUUCUAAGUCUCCCACCCUGCAAGCAAACAUUUCAAUUGGACUUAAGCAGAAAUGUCAGAGCCACCAGAUUGAACUAUCUGUUGGCACUGAGGAUACUGUGACCCCCAUCACUUUAAGGCUGAAUUAUAACCUCACAGGAAAGUCCAUCGCUAAAGUCCCAGAUCUCCUGCCCAUCCUGAGCAAAUGGUCAAAGCCAAACUACAUAGCUGAGCUCCCCUUUGAAAAGAACUGUGGGAAUGAUGGACUAUGUGAGGACAUUUUGCAACCCUCGUUUACUUUCUCAGGCCUGCAAACUUUAGAUGUGGGUUUGAUUCCCGAGUUCACCGUAACAGCCUCCCUUCUGAACCAAGGAGAGGACUCCUAUGGCAGCACUCUACGCUUCUUCUACCCUGCUGGUCUGUCCUAUCGCAAAGUCACCUUGCUGCAACAGGCCAGCAGGAAGGUGACGCGAGUCCAAUGCCAUUCAGCCCCUGCCCUGGAAGAAGAGCCCAGCCGCAACGCCACCUGUAACAUCAACCAUCCUAUUUUCUGGAGUGGGGCAGAGGCUAUUUUUGUUGCCACUUUUGAUGUCUCCCCAGAUGCUAGCCUAGGGGACACACUGCAGAUUGUGGUCGAAGCUGACAGUGAAAACGGUGGCAACAGCACCAAAGACGUUAGUUAUGAAGCCACUUUGCCUGUCAGAUAUGCUGUAAACCUCCUGAUCAACAUGGGUGAGGAAUCCACCAAGUAUAUGAACUUCACCAUUGGCCAAGAAGAUGCACGAAAGAGCAUUGAACACCGAUAUGAGGUGAAGAAUCUUCAUGAACGAAGCAUUCCUUUCACGGUCACAUUUCAGAUCCCAGUAAAACUGAAAGGGAUCCUGGUUUGGGAUGUGUUUCAAGUAAUCCCUUCUGAGCCUGAAGUGGCCAAGUGUGUCUUGGAGAGAGAAACUCCCGGCUCCAAGGAUCUUCUGGCAGAGGAAGCAGAGUCCCAGUUGGUGCAGACAGUGGUGGAGCGGAUCGAGAUCUACAACAGCUUCCCUGUUAUCAUUGGCAGCUCUUUUGGGGGCUUAAUCCUUCUAGCUCUGUCAGCUGCAGCUUUGUAUAAGGUUGGGUUCUUCAAGCGUCAAUACAAGCAGAUGCUGGAGGAGGCUGGAGCUGUUGACCAACCCUCACAAAAUGUACAGUUGUCUCCUAGCAAUGACACUGUUUCCUAA
This is a messenger RNA of Ahaetulla prasina, 3062 nucleotides long. RefSeq names its product integrin alpha-M-like. Gene Ontology annotation, molecular function: integrin binding. NCBI's taxonomy places the organism in Eukaryota, Metazoa, Chordata, Lepidosauria, Squamata, Colubridae. Bases 66 to 3062 code for a protein of 998 amino acids. The transcript is spliced from 25 exons. Gene Ontology annotation, biological process: cell-matrix adhesion; cell adhesion mediated by integrin; cell-cell adhesion. The record is from RefSeq and is a predicted model, not a curated record. Gene Ontology annotation, cellular component: integrin complex; external side of plasma membrane.